Telopea speciosissima is the source of this 1621-nucleotide messenger RNA. Its product is annotated as phosphatase IMPL1, chloroplastic. The transcript has 11 exons. Gene Ontology annotation, biological process: inositol metabolic process; signal transduction; phosphatidylinositol phosphate biosynthetic process. The coding region runs from base 54 to 1193 and encodes 379 amino acids. Gene Ontology annotation, molecular function: inositol monophosphate 1-phosphatase activity. The record is from RefSeq and is a predicted model, not a curated record. NCBI's taxonomy places the organism in Eukaryota, Viridiplantae, Streptophyta, Magnoliopsida, Proteales, Proteaceae.
GAGAAAAACUCGGAGACUACAGAGAUUCCCAAGUCUUAUCUGCAUCAUUGGAAAUGGGUUUGUCUUUAAUUUCUUCCACGAACCUUGCUCUGAGACUUUCUCAGAUACCCAAAUCAUUCUCACCUGAUUUGGAGCGAAAGCUGCCUCUCUCAUUGAAUUUCACAAGUAAUUCUAUCGGACUGGGAAUAUUGGAUUAUGGGGCGCGGAGGGUUUCAUUCAUCUCUACUAUUCCUGCGAGAAGACUCUGUUCAAAGGCUGUGUUAUCUGAAAUUCCCAAUGAGAAGCGGUAUCCGAAAGUGGGUGCUGAAUCGACUGGACCCAUUCCUUCUAAUGUGCUUCUUGGAGCCGUUGAAAAUGCUGCGAAGACCGGUGCUGAGGUUGUGAUGGAUGCCGUCAAUAAACCUCGCAAUGUUAAGUAUAAAGGACUCACGGACUUGGUGACUGACACAGAUAAAAUGAGCGAGGCUGCCAUCCUAGGAGUAUUGAAAAGGAAUUUCAGUGAUCAUCUUAUUCUCGGGGAGGAGGGUGGGAUUAUUGGGGAUUCGUCUUCUGAUUAUCUCUGGUGCAUUGAUCCAUUAGAUGGAACAACAAAUUUUGCACAUGGCUAUCCAAGUUUUGCGGUAUCUGUAGGAGUUCUAUUCCGAGGAAAGCCAGCUGCUGCUGCUGUGGUGGAAUUUGUAGGGGGGCCAAUGUGUUGGAAUACCCGCAUAUUUUCUGCAUCAGCAGGAGGUGGAGCUUUUUGUAAUGGACAAAAAAUUCAUGUUAGUCAAAGUGAUCAGGUGGAACAAUCUCUUCUAGUGACUGGAUUUGGAUAUGAACAUGAUGAUGCAUGGGCGACUAACAUAAACCUAUUCAAAGAAUUUACAGACAUCAGUAGGGGUGUGAGGCGGCUUGGUGCAGCUGCAGUGGACAUGUGUCAUGUAGCUCUUGGCAUUGUAGAAGCUUACUGGGAAUAUCGUCUAAAACCAUGGGACAUGGCUGCUGGAGUUCUGAUAGUUGAAGAAGCAGGUGGAGCUGUGACAUGCAUGGAUGGAGGAAAAUUCUGUGUGUUUGAUAGGUCAGUUCUGGUAUCUAAUGGUCUGGUGCAUGCGAAGCUCUUGGAGAGAAUAGGUCCUGCAACAGAGACGCUGAAGAACAAGGGGAUAGAUUUCGCUCUGUGGUUUAAGCCAGAAAAUUACCACACAGAUUUUUGAAUUCUCCUUCAUCCCCUCCCCACCCACCCCCAAUGCUCAAAAGUAGUGUAUUAGAAACAUUUUUUUUUAUUUUGUGUCUCAUAUUACCAGAACUAAAUCUCCCCAUUCAGAUUGGGAUGAGGCUAUGUUGAGUUGUACACUAUAUCAUUUCUAUAUAAAUGGUUUAUCAUCCAUGUGAUUGGAUUUUCUCAUAUGCUGUGAUUUUCAAUAUUUUCUGUCACAACGGGUCAGCAUAAGUUUUUUAGUGAGGGGAAGAUGGAGAUGAAUGCUGACUGCAUUUUGGGUGAAGCAGUUGUGGAUACUGAGAUUAUGAUUUGUCUUUUGCUUGAUAGAAAAAAGUGAUGUUUCAUUCAAAUUGUAUGUUUUUUUCAAAAAUAUUACUCUUUCAAUUGAAAAUACAAUUCUUAAAAGAAGCAAAGUUUUUGUUA